Frankliniella occidentalis (western flower thrips) is the source of this 456-nucleotide messenger RNA. Its product is annotated as collagen alpha-5(IV) chain-like. Bases 91 to 456 code for a protein of 121 amino acids. The transcript is spliced from 3 exons. The record is from RefSeq and is a predicted model, not a curated record. Lineage: Eukaryota; Metazoa; Arthropoda; Insecta; Thysanoptera; Thripidae.
CCACUAUUGCCCGAUAUAAAACCUGGCACGGCUGGCCACCGACUCACAGUUGUUGCCGUUCGGCCGACACUCGCUCUCCAUCUCAAGACAAUGGCGCCGGGACACCUGGUGCUGACCGUCCUGGCGGCGGUCGCGGCUGUGAAGGGCGUGCCACAGUUUGGCGGCCCGCUGCCCCAGCAGCCGCUGCCCCAGCAGGGUCCCAAUGGAGCGCCCCUACCCCCCGGACUGGGCCCCUCCGGCCCCCUGGGCCCUCCUGGCCCCCCAGGCGGCCCCUUCCAGCCCAGCCCCUUCCAGCCCGGCCCCUUCCAGCCGGGUCGCUUCCAGCCGCCGGGUCCGUUCGUGCCCAUCGUCCAGCAGAGCUUCGAUCAGGCCCCCGACGGUUCCUACCGCUGGAGCUACCAGUCGGCGGACGGCAGUGCCCAGGAGGCCACGGGCACGGUGACCAACCCGGGCUGA